Microthlaspi erraticum is the source of this 1206-nucleotide messenger RNA. The record is from the annotation of a GenBank genome assembly. NCBI's taxonomy places the organism in Eukaryota, Viridiplantae, Streptophyta, Magnoliopsida, Brassicales, Brassicaceae.
AUGGGGAAGAAGGGAAAAGCGAUCAUCGUAGGAGGAAGUAUAGCAGGCGUAUCGUGCGCACACACGCUCACGUUAGCAGGCUGGGAUGUUUUAGUGCUCGAGAAGUCUUCCGAACCUCCGGCUCGGAGCCCUACUGGUGCUGGGCUCGGACUCGACCCCCAGGCUCGGCAAAUCAUCAAAUCCUGGCUUCCUCAUCCACACCUCUUAGAUGAAAUCACCUUGCCUCUCUCGAUUGAUCAGACAACAGAUAGUGAGAAGAAAGUGACGCGAGUUUUAACGAGAGACGAGAAUUUCGAUUUCCGAGCAGCGUAUUGGUCAGAUAUUCACGCUCUUCUGUAUAACGCAUUGCCUCAAACCAUGUUUCUUUGGGGUCACAAGUUUCUGUCUUUCACCGAUUCACAAGAUGAGUCCUCUGUAAAGGUUAAGACUUUAGUCAUCGAAACUCAAGAAACCGUUGAGAUCCAGGGAGAUCUACUCGUUGCAGCUGAUGGGUGUCUCUCUUCCAUUCGGAAAACAUUCCUACCAAACCUUAAAUUGAGGUACUCUGGUUAUUGCGCUUGGAGAGGUGUUUAUGAUUUCUCAGGGAUUGAGAACUCGGAGACGGUUAGAGGAAUCAAGAAAGAGUAUCAGGAUCUUGGGAAAUGCUUGUAUUUCGAUCUCGGUACACAGACUCAUAGCGUGUUUUACGAGCUUAUCAACAAGAAACUCAACUGGAUUUGGUACGUCAAUCAACCGGAGCCUGAGCUCAAGAGCAACUCUGUUACUCUAAAAGUAAGUGAAGAAAUGAUGAAGAAGAUGCAUGAAGAAGCAGACACUAUCUGGAUCCCGGAGCUGGCGAGACUCAUGAAAGAGACAAACGAUCCAUUCCUUAAUGUUAUCUACGACUGUGAGCCUUUAGAACGGAUCUUCUGGGGGAAUGUGGUGCUGGUUGGAGACGCAGCUCAUCCCACGACCCCUCAUGGUCUAAGAAGCACGAACAUGUCGGUUCUUGACGCGGAAGUGCUAGGCAAAUGCUUGGAGAAAUGUGGACGUGAGAAUCUAAGUUUAGGUCUUGAGGAAUAUCAGAGGAUAAGACUGCAUGUUGUUUCUGAGCAAGUCUUGUAUGCGAGGCGUUUGGGGCGUAUCAAGCAAGGUCUGGAUAGUAGUGGAGGUUUAGGAUUGGAACAGAAACACAUGCCAUUCUUUGCUAGUGCUCCUCUUGUCUAG